Messenger RNA from Zingiber officinale, 609 nucleotides. RefSeq lists its product as uncharacterized. The transcript has a single exon. The record is from RefSeq and is a predicted model, not a curated record. Lineage: Eukaryota; Viridiplantae; Streptophyta; Magnoliopsida; Zingiberales; Zingiberaceae. The coding region runs from base 1 to 609 and encodes 202 amino acids.
AUGGCCUCCGCCAAUCUCGCCGUCAUCCUCUCCGUCAUCUCCCUCCUCCUGUUCUCCGCCGCUGCUCGCCUCCCCAACAACGCCGACGACGAGAGCACCGCCGUUGCCCUACCCCUCGGCGCCCCGAAGGAUGCCGAAACGACGGAACUUCUCAUCCCCGUGGUGGAUAAGACGAAGGUAGACCCACCAGCCCUGGUCGAUGGUUUCGCCCACGUUGAGCUUUCCCUUGUCCGCCCCUUGCACCGCCACCGCCGCCACCGCCCUCACUGCCACCACGGCCACCGAUUACGGGGCGGAGACGACAUGAUCUCUGCGCCUAAACACGGUGAAUGGAGCUCCUUCUCCAACUCCGCGACGGAUGUGGUAGUCCCCGAGGAGGUCAAGAGGGACAUGGUGAAUAAGGAGGAGGAGGACGGCGGCUGGCGUAUCAGGAAGAAGGAGCACAAGAAGAAGAAGAGGACGGAGGACGAGGAUUCGGAUUCGGAUUCCGAUUCCGAUUCCGAUUCCGAUUCUGACGACGAGGGGUUUGAGAUGCGGAAGAAGGAACUCAGGAAGAGGAAGAAGGAAAAGGGUGGAUGGUUGAAGUGGUUCUGGGGCUUGUGGAUCUAA